Molecule: messenger RNA, 2299 nt
Organism: Chiloscyllium plagiosum (whitespotted bambooshark)
Lineage: Eukaryota; Metazoa; Chordata; Chondrichthyes; Orectolobiformes; Hemiscylliidae
Gene: cunh8orf76
Product: chromosome unknown C8orf76 homolog
Molecular function (GO): protein binding
Source: RefSeq, a predicted model, not a curated record
UGAAUGAGUAGGUGCUGAAGUGGAUAGAGUGAGUGAAGUAAACAGGUAGACUGGCAGGUGCGUUAAAAGGUAGUUAGGAUUGGGUUGGAGGGAGCCUGAGGUCAUGGGGGAUAGUUGGGUGGGGGAAGUCAGUGGCAGUAAUUGGUUAAGUUCUUUAGUGACUUGGAAGUUCGGAAAGGAUUUUUUCUGUUUAAGCAACCAUCUAGAAUCUCGACUACUAGAGACGAUUUGGACAGGUCCCAGUGAACAGGGCAAUCUGUCAGAAGUUCAAUCCCUGACAAUCUAAAGAUCUGUUGGGCGCCAGUUCAAAAUUGUUUUGAGUCUCCUGGGCUUUGCAGGCCUAAUAAACUUUAAGUCAAGCGGACUUGAUUGAACAAGGACAAAAAAGUGUGGCGCUGGAAAACUACAGUCGGUCAGGCAGCAUCCGCGGAGCAGAAGAGUCGGUGUUUCGAGCAUAAACGCUUCAUCAGGAAUGAUUGAGCUGGGGAGGGGAAUUGAAGGAAGCGGAAAUCUGGUACUGCUCUGCUGCGAGGGAACCGGUUCCUCGGUACAUUGGGUGAGAAAGAUGGAGGAUUUCGGCUGCGAGUUUGAUGAUUCCGUCUUUGAAUCGUAUCGGGAAAGGAAGAUGGUGUCCGGGAUAAAGCUCGGAACAUACAAAGCCAAACUCUGCGAGCCUCGGUGGUUCUGGGGUGAAAUCUGCAUAGCUGAUGAUGUGGAGAAGCUGACUGCACUGAAGUUUCGUGGAGAUCUGGCAUUCAAACAUCAGGAUUAUCAGAAAGCAUUGUGUGAAUACUCCAGUAGCCUGGCACUUGUUCCAGAAUCAAAUAUUGCUCUCAGAAGAGAUCUACAGGAGGCCCGAGCUCGAUGCCUUUGCUUUCUUGGCAGAUCUGAUGAUGCCUUGGAUAUAGCACAAACAUUGAGAUCUGAGAUAACCAACACAGACCAUCUCACUACAGUUCUUAACCUGGAUAUUCUCAUCUAUCAUAAUGCUGGAAACCUGUCUGAAGAGCUCAGCUGUUUACAACAGUUAAUUUCCGUGCACACACUCAAUCCAUGGUACUGGAAGAAGCUAGCUGAGUGUUACCUUGGUCAUGCUCAAGUCUUACUGUCUGCGACAAUGUCAGUUGUCCCAGUCUGUAAGGAAGGAUAUUGCCUUAAAAUAUUAGAAAAAUCAACUAUAGAAACAGCAACAUCUAAAACCAAAGCUGACUGUGCACAAGCUGAACCAUUAAGCAAAAAUCCUUGCGUGCAAGUGAAUUGUGAAAGGCGAAUAAACUUCAUCAGGAAUGCAUUCAAGGUGGAAAACUCUGGCCUAACGUCUACAAGAAAUUUAAAGCAGUCAUGUGGAGGAGACAAUGUAGUAUCUGUUUAUUCAGUUGUUGGUGAUAGCACUGAAGUCGAUUCCAAAAGAGGGCAGCAGUUGAAGGAUCUGUGGCUGUUCGCAUGUUCCUCCUUUGUACGAGCGAGACUUCUGUUGCAGAUGGUGAAGGCACAACAGGCCUCCUUCGUCUUAGAGAGGAACCUAACUGUCCAACAGGAGAUCAAGCAGGAACUUGGCAAUCUGGAGUUGAGUGAAGAGGCGCUGAAUGCAAUAAGUAAGGUGAUGGCGGAGGACCUGCUGCUGGACAGGUUUAAAAAUGGUGCAGAGACUGAAAAGCUUGCAACACUUUCCAGUUCAUCAUCACUGAACUGUGUUGCCAUCGAGUCAGGCUCCGACUUUGAGCAGAGGUGGUUUAAAAAGCUCCGAUAUGAAUCCUUCUGCUGUCCCAUGUGGAAGUAAAACAGGCUGAGAAGGUUAAAAAUGUCGCUAAAUUACAUUGAUCUCUGCCAAGGAUUGUGAAAGUGACCUUGUGUUUAUAGUGGAUGAUGAAGAAACUCAAGCAGAGGCCACUUGGCUGAAAGAAAACAACGCCUGCUUGCAACAGAAUGGUGAAAAUGCUAAUCGUACAUUUGACAAAACUUGACAAGCCAUCUUACCUCUGCAGACUUUAGGAGUGAGUUCCAUAUCCCGUGUCGCUUGUAUCUCGCUGGUUUCCCAUACCUCUGUUUUUCCACAUUGGAAUCCAGUUUCUGAAAUCAUCUGACAGCUAUGAUGUGAUUUUUGUAGCUGUAGAAGUUCUGAUAUAAGCACUAUGGCUUCACAAUAAUGUGCAGAGAAAUGUUCAUAUCUGUGAUGUUAACUUUUAUAUUUAAGAUAUGUUGGAAGAGCAUUACUCUUUCACUAUUUUUAUCUUCUUAAAAUUUUAGUUUUAUUCAUAUUUUUCUAACUGUAGGAAAAGUUAGUUUCUCUAAAUUAAAG